Trichosurus vulpecula (common brushtail) is the source of this 654-nucleotide messenger RNA. RefSeq names its product oncostatin M (gene OSM). The transcript is spliced from 3 exons. Gene Ontology annotation, cellular component: extracellular region. The record is from RefSeq and is a predicted model, not a curated record. Gene Ontology annotation, molecular function: cytokine activity; oncostatin-M receptor binding. Gene Ontology annotation, biological process: immune response; oncostatin-M-mediated signaling pathway. Lineage: Eukaryota; Metazoa; Chordata; Mammalia; Diprotodontia; Phalangeridae. Bases 34 to 654 code for a protein of 206 amino acids.
AGGGAGGCCACGCUCCGGCUGCCGGCACCCAGUAUGUGGGCUCGGCUCAGACUGAGCUCUCUCUUUGGCUUGACCUGUGGUCUCUUGUGGCUGUGCCCGGUGGCCGGAAGUGCUUGCCCCGACUACCAGAAGCUCCUCAGUCAAGUCAAGAACAUGUCAGAGAAAGAUUUCUUGGAGUCCUUCAUGUCUGAUCAAGGCCUAAACUUACUGCAUCCCCAAGUUAUCUGCCAAGAGAGAGCAGACUUCCCCAAGCUGGAGACCCUUAAAGACUUACCUCCAGUCGCCUUCCUCCAGAAUGUGAGUCAGAUCCUGCACCAAGUUGAACAGGAACUCAAGGAACCCACCUUCAAGUUGAUGAUUCGCCACAUUCAAGGCAUCGAUAACAACAUCUGCUGCCUGCUUCACACCCUCCCCAAUGCCCCUGCUGCCUGCCCUACUCCUGGAAACAAAAGGACCCCGUCCCCAACUCCAACUGCUGGAAGUUUCUCAUGGAAAUCAGAGAGAUGUAAGACCAUAAAAAGUUACCAGCGCUUCAUGAAGGAUGUGGCAAAAGUGCUAGAAACAUGGCCUCCCAGCCCUGGGGAGGAAAAAAGGAAUAGACAUUCCCUUCUCCAAGUUCUGCUUGGCCAGAGGCAGAACGUGAGGGCAGGCUGA